Magnolia sinica is the source of this 670-nucleotide messenger RNA. Its product is annotated as mannose-specific lectin-like. The transcript has a single exon. NCBI's taxonomy places the organism in Eukaryota, Viridiplantae, Streptophyta, Magnoliopsida, Magnoliales, Magnoliaceae. The record is from RefSeq and is a predicted model, not a curated record. The coding region runs from base 89 to 505 and encodes 138 amino acids.
UCUUCGUUUCUCGUUCCAUUCCCAUUCUUUCAUUUAGUUCUUAUUCUUUGAAAUUUUGUGCUUUUUUACCUCACCCAAAAAAAGGGCCAUGGCACAUGCAUUUCAGGCUACACAGACUCUUGCCAUUCUCCUUCUCUUUCUUAUCGGCAAUGCAGUCGCCGAGGAAUUGCUGUUCAGUGGUGAGAGACUUAACCCAGGAGAGUUCCUCGAGAAUGGACCCUACCGGUUUAUAAUGCAGACGGACUGCAACCUCGUGUUGUAUGUGAAUCGCACGAGGGCACUUUGGUCUUCUGGGACGAAUGGAAGGGGCACGACGUGCCGUGCCUCACUGCAGAACAAUGGCAACCUCGUAGUGUUGUCAGGGACAGAUGUCAUGUGGUCUAGCAACACAGCUGUUGGAGCAAAUAGUUACCGUCUCAUCGUUCAAGGGGAUGGGAAUGUAGUGAUCUAUGGCGGAGCUAUGUGGGCCACCAACACUGUACAGAGCAACAGACGGUUGUUCUGAGGAUUUGGAAGUGAUUCUUGCGUGAUGGAUGCAACACACAAGGGGGCAUGUUGUUGCACCACGUUUAUCUGCUUAAUUACUUUGAUUAGAGAAUAUCUUCUAAAGGGAGAUUAUGUGUUUUUUCUUUUGUCAUGAGAAAUAAAAUCAAUAUAAGUUUGUUUGUUA